AUGGACACAGACAGACAUCAAGAUACGUCGAAUGUAGAAAAGUUGGAGAUUGGUGAAACAGUGAUAAGCAGUCAAUCAAGGUAUACAGCAACAGAGUCAUUGCGAAUGCAAAGAUUGCACAAAAUGCUGGAUCUGACGCGGUUUGUGCAUCAACUGGAAGAACUAUUGACUCAGCCAAUAAAAGUUCCAGGCACGUCAAUUUUGCCUUAUCCUGGUUCGCCUGUUAAAGUGCGUCACAACAUUGCCAGUAUGUUCUCAGUACGCUCUCUCUGGGCAACAGAAGAAGAACGUAAAACUGCUGUCAGUGAGCUGUACAAUUUUAAAACUUUGAGAAAAAGAAAGUGGAUUCAGAAAAUUUUGCUGGAGGAAUCUGACUCAGAUUCUGAUGGUGAAUUUCCAUUCACUCUCAAUGACUUGCAUACUAUUUUAAAGUUGCAUCGUAGACGACGGAAAUUGCAGAAAACCUAUCAUAUCAAUGUUCUCAAUUCUCAAUAUACUUAUUAUGGUGCUGGCUUACUAAGCAAUUAUGAUCCAUUUCCAGAACAUCAAGAUAGAAUAAAGGAAAAGUAUGGCGUUAAGUCUAAGCAGAGUUAA
Molecule: messenger RNA, 594 nt
Organism: Brugia pahangi
Lineage: Eukaryota; Metazoa; Nematoda; Chromadorea; Rhabditida; Onchocercidae
Source: the annotation of a GenBank genome assembly